GCCGCUUCUACCAAUAGGAGCAAGGAAGAUGGUGCGGUGUUAUGCCCCCAGAGCGAAGGGGCCUCGACCAAGCGACUGCCAUUGUCACUCAGAGAUAUACUUCUUGAACUUAUGUGACAUUAGACUCCUUAUAUGGAAAACUGCCAUAGAAACUCAACAGUUUUAAUACGAAUGUCAGAGUUCAAAACAUACAGAGCGCUACUCUAGGCCACCCACUCCUGGCGAUGUGGAAUCACUCCGCGCGAACCUCGUCACACCACCGUCUCACCAUCUCUUCUCUUUAGAAUACGUUUAUAUUUACGAUCCAACACAUGUUAAAGGUUGUAUGUGGACGACUCUGGUUAUUAUGAGGACGACCUAAUCAAAUGUGGUUCGGUAGUGUGUUGUAUGGAAACAGUAUUGGCCAUCUGGAGUCAACUUUGCAGAUGACAUCGGUUCUGCCAUAAAAGUUUCAUAUUUUUCCGCAUCUGGAGGAUAACCUUUGAUACACAACACUAUACACUCGAAAUCUUGCAUGUAAAUAUUUCCCUAUAUGAUGGCUUUAAACCCAACACCACCGAAUGCAGUCAAUACGUGGCCAAGGGAUCCCGUGGAAGACAUUGGUGCAACCACACCGACAGCAGUGGCACCACCAAGUGCCCCUCCCCCACAACCGACCCCCACAGCUGUCACCCCGACCCAGGGGCAACCGGCGCCUACCACUGUCAUUGCUGCCCAACCCACCACCAAUGGUACUCCGAAUGGGGUAGGGUCACCUGACAAUAAACAACAAGUUAUAGAAUGUGUUGUGUGUGGGGACAAAAGUUCCGGAAAACAUUAUGGACAAUUUACUUGUGAAGGCUGCAAAAGUUUCUUCAAACGGUCAGUUAGGCGAAAUUUAUCAUAUACGUGUCGUGGAAGCCGACAGUGCCCCAUUGACCAACACCAUCGAAAUCAGUGUCAAUACUGCCGACUUAAAAAAUGUCUUAAAAUGGGAAUGCGUAGAGAAGUUCAAAGAGGGAGAGUUCCACCAACACAGCAUCCCUUCCCCGGACAAGUCACUUGGGCAAAUGGUGACCCCUUAAAUGGACACACAUAUCUUUCCAGUUUCAUUUCCAUGUUACUAAGAGCCGAACCAUAUCCAACAUCACGUUAUGGACAGUGUAUGCAACCUAAUAACAUUAUGGGCAUCGAAAAUAUAUGUGAACUAGCCGCAAGAUUGUUGUUUAGUGCUGUAGAAUGGGCAAGAAAUAUUCCCUUUUUCCCGGAAUUGCAAAUCACAGACCAAGUUGCUUUGCUUCGACUGAGUUGGAGCGAGCUAUUUGUGUUGAAUGCAGCCCAGUGCUCUAUGCCGCUUCAUGUGGCCCCCCUUCUAGCAGCGGCUGGUCUCCAUGCUAGCCCUAUGGCCGCUGACCGUGUUGUAGCUUUCAUGGACCACAUUCGGAUAUUCCAGGAACAAGUGGAGAAACUAAAGACUCUCCAUGUGGAUUCCGCUGAAUAUAGCUGUCUUAAAGCCAUUGUUUUAUUUAGUUCAGAUAGAAAACCUGAACCAGUUCCGUCCCAAAGACCCGCUGUCAACGGAUACAAUGCUUGUGGGCUUUCGGACGCUACUCACAUAGAAAACAUACAGGAGAAAUCUCAGUGCGCCCUGGAGGAGUACGUCAGAAGCCAAUAUCCAAACCAACCCACACGAUUCGGAAAACUCCUUCUAAGGCUUCCAUCUCUACGAACGGUCAGUGCGCAAGUCAUAGAACAAUUGUUCUUCGUCCGGUUGGUUGGUAAAACCCCCAUUGAGACACUGAUUAGAGACAUGCUAUUGAGCGGAGGGUCGUUUAACUGGCCCUAUAUGUCCAUACAAUGACUAUAUGAAUGAUCGAAAUAUAGGGCACUGUUCACGUCUACUCACACCCAGUCUUUCCAAAAUCUGAAUCCCCUUUCCUAUCUUUGUUUUUUUCAAUGGUUUGUACAGGAAAAAAGUCAUAAUAGUUUUUAAAAUAUUGUUAAAAAGGGAUAUUUUAUAUAUUUUUGUUAAUGCUUGUGUAUUUUCUGUUUUGGUAGUUGUUUAAUAGUAUUGAGAAAUCAUUUAUUUCCCUCCUCUUCGCAAAAAAAUCUUUUCGAAUUCAAGCCUUUGUUUUUGUAAGACCGCAGUGCAUUAGAGAUUUUCAUUUUAUUAUACUGCUACUCCCCCUCAUAUUUUUUUCUUAUAUUUCAUUGACUUUAGAAACAUGGGUUGUGCCCCCUUGCUUUCAGCUUUGAUGUUAUGAAAUUUAGUCGAACUUGGAGCACAGGUUCUAAAAUCUUUCCAUGUGUCAAGGAGGCAGCUGAUUUUUUGACCAUUUAAAAAAAAGAGCUAACUAAAUAGGGUUAGUUUUCACUGCUUCUCUGCUCUGAUCUGUGAGGAACGAAUCCUUAGCAGCAUUCAAGCGUUAGAGAAGGGAACUAAGGGCAGAGAACCGGUGCUACAGUCUCACUAUGCGUUUAAUUUUCGCUCUUGAAAGUGAAAUAUAAAAGUAUUCACCAUACCAUUCAGCCAUGAUGUAAUCAAGGCUUGAAUGAAAGAUUGAAAAUCUCCUCUACAUUUUUUGUGUAAAGUAGAAUUUUUUCUUGCCCCUGUAAAACGAUCGUGCCAUGUAUAACCCCAAUAGCUGAAUGUACGAAGUAACAUUCCAGACAUAAUCAAAAUCAUGUAAGUGGUGCGCAUGAUUAUCAAGAUUUAUAUAUAUAUAUAUUUAGCAAUACAUUUUUGUACAUGUAUAUUUUACUGUUGAAAACAACGGCAUUUUUUUCGCUUUAUAUCCUUGAAAUGUACAUUGCAUGCAUUAUAAUCAAAAUAUGUUCCUGUAGUUAGCGAGGCGAUCUUCGUUGCAUGGAAUUAAAACAAUAUUACUCAUGUAAUAAUCCCCUUUGUUUCAUUCAGUCAGCCAUUGUUUUUCUUUGUUUAAUUGACAGUGUAGUCAAGAAAGAUGGUCUGGUGACUUGAAUGAAAAGCCCAUUUUAAAUGCAAUUCAUUUUUUUUUCACUCAUUUGGUUAUAAACCGUUUUUUCAUUUGUUCAUUUAAGCCCGAUUUUAUACCCAGCUAAAUUUUAUGUCAUAUAACAUUCCAUCAAAUAUAUAGAUAGAUUUUUGUCCUAACUACAAAAAAAAUUCCAAACUCAACAAUUUGGCUGUUUCUUUAUAGAGCUAGUAUUAGAUAGUAAACUUUUUUAUUUAGAACUCUUUUUCAAGUUUAAUUACGUUUCAGGUUUUCACACUUAUUUAAAUAUUUCAAAAAACAACACAUUUAUAUAAUCUAUAGCAUUUUAUACGCAUCUCUCUCGCUUCUCAUUUUUUUGCCUGUAAAUAUUAUUAAUAAUCAUCCGAGUUGUAAUCCUUAUUAUUAUUUUGAAGAGGCUAUGUCAUUAUAUGUAUCAGAGGCCAAAGAAAUUAACACACCAUACACAGUGUAUAAAGCAAUCGGUUAGUAUUAAACAUUUGUUUUGUUUUGUUUUAAUUUGAUACUUUGUUUGUUUAUGUAUUUCAAUUGAAAAUUGAAUAUUGAUAAAACUUGUCUUGAUGAUUUUUUUCUCAUCAGCGAAACAUCCUUAAUUCCUCUAUAUACAAGUGGUAUAAAACAUCCUCUAUAAACAAGUAGCUUGGGGCAGCAGAGGAAUUUUAGGACGUAUUUUCAUGCACAUCAAAUAUUAAAAUAUUUCACAUUUUUAGGUUGAAGUUUAAGAUCAGCACUUUUUUGUGCGUGUUUGUUUUUUCUAGUCUUUUUUCAUAAAACAAAAUAAAUUGCUUCCCAUGUUAGAAUUUUAAAGAAAUCAGAACUGAGCCAUUGUAAUCCGAGGAUAGUUUUAUCAUUUUAUUAUUUUGCUUCAUAUGAAUGUACCUUUUACCAGAUAAUCUAAACAUUGAUUUUUAUUUUCAAAAUGCCAAAGGAAAGCUUCCGCCAUAAUAUUUUGUUGCUUUAGUAUGAGAGUUGUUAAUGAUUAAGUGUUUUGUUUAAUUAUUAUUAUUAUAUAUAACCAACAAAAUCUAUCACAAAUAUAUUAUAUUGAGUUGUGAGAGAAUUCUGAGAUGUACACUCAUCCUUUAAACGAGCUGUUAAUUAUUUUUUUUUAGAAUUGUUGACAGAGUAUUUGUUCAAGGAAAAAACUCUUACUUUGGUCGGACGCUAGUAAUAACCAAGAACUUAAGUCUGGUCUGAGACUCUAAGUAUCCGACUUAAUGUCGCACGGCCUGGCCAUAGCAAGAGUUUCAUUAUGUGUGUUCUUAUUCCAUCGUAUGACUAUGCCCGUACUAUUCUGUGUUGUGCUAAAAGGUGUCCAAGACACUAAAUUCUGUCCAUGGCUUAUGAAAUAUUAAAGUGUUGUAAAACGACAGAA
Molecule: messenger RNA, 4347 nt
Organism: Saccostrea cuccullata (small rock oyster)
Lineage: Eukaryota; Metazoa; Mollusca; Bivalvia; Ostreida; Ostreidae
Product: nuclear receptor subfamily 2 group F member 1-A-like
Exons: 4
Coding region: 533-1840 (435 amino acids)
Biological process (GO): regulation of transcription by RNA polymerase II; anatomical structure development; cell differentiation
Molecular function (GO): RNA polymerase II cis-regulatory region sequence-specific DNA binding; zinc ion binding; nuclear receptor activity
Source: RefSeq, a predicted model, not a curated record